GAAGCCAGCUCCAUUCUAAAGAGGUGUAUUGGUCUCUUUACCGUCCCUUUGUUCCCUCCAGAAUGGGUGCCGGGAGGGCCCCCUGGGCUGUGGCUCUGCUGGUGAGCCUCAUGAGGCUGGAUUCCUUUAUGAUUGAAGGCAGAGACCCCCCAGAGGAUUUUGUGAUUCAGGCAAAGGCGGAGUGUUACUUCACCAAUGGUACAGAAAAGGUUCGCUUCCUGGUCAGGUUCAUCUUCAACCUGGAGGAGUAUUUACAUUUCGACAGCGACCUGGGGAUGUUUGUGGCGCUGACGGAGCUCGGGGAACCUGAUGCUGAUCAGUGGAACAAACGCCUGGAUCUCCUGGAGACGAGCAGAGCCGCUGUGAACAUGGUCUGCAGGCAGAAGUACAAGCUGGGGGCCCCCUUCACCGUGGAGAGAAAUGUGCCUCCGGAGGUGACAGUGUACCCAGAGAGGACCCCGUUGCUGCAGCAGCACAACUUGCUGCUCUGCUCUGUGACAGGCUUCUACCCUGGGGACAUAAGUGUCAGGUGGCUCCGGAAUGGACAGGAGGAGAGGUCUGGAGUCAUGUCCACUGGCCUUGUCAGGAAUGGAGACUGGACCUUCCAAACAACAGUAAUGCUGGAAAUGACCCCAGAGCUUGGUGAUGUCUACAGCUGCCUUGUGGAGCACCCCAGCCUCCCGAGACCCGUUUCUGUGGCAUGGAUGGCUCAGUCUGAAUAUUCCUGGAGAAAGAUACUGAGUGGAGCUGCAGCAUUCCUGCUUGGACUAACUGUCUUCCUGGUUGGGGCUGUUAUCCAUCUCAAGGCUCAGAAAGCUUCUGUGGAGACUCAGUCUGGCGAUGAGGAUUAAAGCUGUUGAGAAGCCUCAGCCACCAAGGUCAAGAGUUCCCACCCUGAGAUUUUGUUGCCUGUACGCACAUGGUGCCACCGGUCUUAUGCCCUUUUUAUUUUCUGUGAGUUAGCACCUGAUGCAGACAUGGGGCUCGGACUCUGGAUUCCUUCUUUAGGAGUCUAAAGGAGGCCAUGACCUUUUCUGGAGUCACAGUGUAACUCUGUUUCUCUUUUCAUGAUGUUACAAUAAGCAUUGAUGCUAAUUGCCCAGACCUGCUAACUUACUGGGGAUUGCUACAUUGUGACAGUCUAAUUCUAGGAUUCUUUAUUUGUUGCAUAUUGUUGGCUGUGCGGAGCUGUUAUCUACACAAGAAGUCCAAAGUCAAUGAUGGUAAAAUUGUUGGUGUCUAACAGUGAUUCCAGCAUGCUCCCUGCUACCGUUGUGUCCACUGCUGCAGGAUUCUAAAACAAGGCCCUAAUUUCACUUAAUAGUGACCUUAGUAGAAAAAUGAAUUCACUGGUUUCCUAAGUCUUGACACCCGAGUAACGUCUUCUUAAUAAAUUGACAUUUGGGAGUAUUUCUGUUGUAUGCAGAUGAGAAAGCUGUCAUAAAAGUUGCUUGAGUUGUGAGUGAAACUUAGCAUGCUUCCUUCAACACAGCAUCAUUUUGUCUUGGUAGAAAAUAUUUUUUAUUAAUCUUUUUAUUGUUUGAGGAUUUUGUACGUGUAUAUUAUGUGUUUUGAUCAAAUCUACCCUCAUUCCAUCCCUUCUAAUAUCUCCUCUCUCCCAACUUCAUUUGUGUUUUUGCUUUAAUUCACGGAGUCAAUUAAUGGUACAAUUAAUGGUACAAUUAUGGUACAUGGGCAGGUCCAUGUACCAUAGUGUAGGUGGCCUUUCAGGAGCCACAUUCUUGAAGAACAUGGAGUUUCCCUUUGUGGCAGCCAUCAACUGCUCCUCAGCUAAGGGUGACACUUCACAAAUCCCUCCUACCUAUUCGGAGAUUUUGGAAUGCUUGAUCUUGGACAUUUAGAAACAUUCUAAAUGCUGUUUAGCUUGUUUUGAAAUAAAUUGUAGUUGGUGGGAGGUUUUCUAGUGUAUUUUCAUUGUCUUAAAUGGUCUCAACAUUUGUUCUACAAUGUCAAUAAAGAACAUCAACUGUUUGAAGUAGAUAAA
Mastomys coucha (southern multimammate mouse) is the source of this 2005-nucleotide messenger RNA. Its product is annotated as HLA class II histocompatibility antigen, DO beta chain. Lineage: Eukaryota; Metazoa; Chordata; Mammalia; Rodentia; Muridae. Gene Ontology annotation, molecular function: MHC class II protein complex binding. The record is from RefSeq and is a predicted model, not a curated record. Gene Ontology annotation, biological process: positive regulation of T cell activation; immune response; immunoglobulin production involved in immunoglobulin-mediated immune response. Gene Ontology annotation, cellular component: membrane; MHC class II protein complex. Bases 63 to 851 code for a protein of 262 amino acids. The transcript has 6 exons.